CUUCCUCUUUAUUUACUUCCUCUUUAUUUACUUCCUCUUCUGGAUACUUUUCAUCUUCAAUCUUCAUUCUUUUCAUAAUAAUUCUUUCUUUCUUUCUUUCUUUCUUUCUUUCUUUCUUUCUUUCUUUCUUUCCCUUUUUUCCUUCAUUUCCUCUUCCUCUCCCCGAGGUCUGUUCUCCUCAUCCUUAUCCCACCCCUCAUCUUCCUCUUUUACUUCCUCUUUGUUUUCUCCUUGACUGUUUGUCUUCUUUGUGAUUAUGCUCUUCUUCAUCCUCUUCCUCACUGUUCUUUUCAUCUUCCCCUUCAUUCUUUUCCUGUCCUUCUCUCUAUCCUCCUCAUGCUCUUUCUCUUUUACCUUUUAUUUCUUCCCCACUUCACUUUCACUUUGAUCAGGCUCAUCAUCCUCUUGUCCUUCCUCCUCUUCUAUCUUCUUUCCUUCUCCCAGUCUUCAUCUUUAUUUUCAUUUUCUCUGCUGUUAAUUGACUUCAAGAUGAAAUUUGUCUUUAAUUUUACACAAAAUGUUACAGAAACUCAGCUCUGUGUGUGUGAGAUGAGGAUGAGGAGCUGAUGUGAUGCUGGGAGGAGAGACAACAGGCGCACACACACACACACACACACACGCACACACACACACACACACACACGCGCACACACACACACACACACACACACACACACACACACACACACACACACACACACACACACACACAGAGACACACCCCAAACUCAGAUCAGCAGCUGUAGGAGUCGUUUGAACUCAACACCCUCAACAUUAAACACAGCAGAAGGGAAAAGAGUCGCCACGUAAAGGAAGUGAAGAAGAAGGAGAAGCUUUUUCUUAUUCCUGAUUUGGAAAAUUCUGAAGUUUUUAUUUCUACAAUAAUAACAAUAAAAGAGAGAGAGAGAGAGAGAGAGAGAGAGACUCAUCUACCCAGCAAAAUGUCAGUUGCUGUGUCUAAUAGCUGUGUUGUGUUUUUUGUCCUCGUCUCCAUCCUGUCUCUCACUCACGUCUCAUCUACAGACACUGAGAACUUCAACUACUUCACAAUUCCAGAAUACACUGAGAACUUCAACUACUCCACUUUUCCAGAAGACACUGGGAUCGACAACGACUCCACAAUUCCAGAAGAUGUUUUCAUGUUCAUCAUCACAAAUGAAACUAUUGCAGAAAGGGAGAAGAAGCAAAUUCAAGCAGCCACCACGGUUCUCCUGGUUCCUCUUCUCUACCUCAUCUCAUUUGUGUUUGGUUUCCCCUCUAACCUUCUGGCGCUGUGGGUUCUUCUCUUCCGCACAAAAAAGUUUCCAUCCACCAUUCUGUUAGUGAACCUCACCUGCUGCGACCUUCUUCUUCUCCUCAUGCUUCCCUUUCGCAUCAUCUACCACUUCCAGGGAAACAACUGGAUGUUUGGCGAAGGCUCCUGCCGCUUGCUAAUCGCUCUGUUUUACGGGAACAUGUACGGCUCGGUGGUUUGCCUGGCACUCAUCGCUGUGGACCGUUACGUGGCUGUGGUGCAUCCGUUUGGUGCCAGAAUGCUACGGAGCGUCAAGACGUCCAUGUUGAUGAGCGUGAUGGUGUGGACCAUGGUGCUGAUUGCAGCUGUCCCUAUGCUCGCUUCACGUCAAUCUUACUUCAUCAAAGACCUUUCGAUCACAACUUGCCAUGACGCUCUUCCUGAAGAGGAACAGAAGAAAUACAUGGUGCCAUAUUUUGCCACACUCUUCUUCCUCUGCUUUCUCAUCCCGCUAUUUGUUGUUGUCUUCUGCUACAGCGCUGUACUGCGCACCCUAGUGGCCGCUGGUGCUCGCUACACCCACGCAACCCGAGUCACGGCACUCAUGUUGGUGGUUUUCAUCGUCUGCUUGCUCCCCAGUAACGUUCUCCUGCUCAUGCAUUACUCCAAAUGGUUAUACUCACCUAAGAGCACGAAAGGUCAUGAUGGUAGCUCUGACAACUCCGACCAACUCUACGUGCCCUACAUGAUCAGUCUCGCUAUCAGCACCUUUAACAGCUGCAUCGACCCCUUUAUCUUCUACUAUGUCUCCGAGGACUUUAGAGGAAAAGUGGGAAAGUUGCUGUGCUGCACAAAAAACAGCUACAAAUCUUCUUCUGGAAGUUCCUCAGGGACGACAAGGUCAAAGGUCACGCUGUUGUCGGAAAAAAGUAAAGGACUUUCAGAGAAAGAUACCAUAAACUUGUAAAGUGGUCAAGGGGAGGAGUCACGAUGACAAGAACGUAGACAAAAAUUAAACACUCGACUUUAAUAUGAGUCCGUAGAGCUUUUGUUAGUGAGCUGCCAGGCAUUAUAUCUUGUUUGCACCUGUGCUAGCAUGCUAUGUAGCUACAUAUCUAAUAACAAAGUGCAUUUAUAAAUAACUAGCAUGCUAAGUCUAAAGUUAGUUUACAGUAAUCUCAAAACAAAAGGAUAAAGACACUGAUUUUAACCGUAAAGGCGUAAAACUGGAGUGAAAUGGAAUCAGAAGAUGAGUGUCGGAUAACUCGGUGUGUGUGGUGUGUUGUUCUGGAUAAACAGUUUGUGCACAUGUGAUGAUUCUGUAUGAACAGGAAGAUGUGUGUGUAUAAAUGUUUUAAAUCUGUUUAAUGAAGAAUGUAACAGUCGUCUGUGAUUAAUGAAGAGACUGAUGAUGUGUUCAUGAAGGAUGAAGAGAAGGUUAUGAUGCGUACAGAGUGUUCGACUGUAAAAGGUAAAGUUAUCGUGUUUGACUAAAGGAUCGUCUUUAGGAUUUUUAAUGACCGUGAUGUAUUCUGGAUGCUGAUCAUCAGGGACGCGUUUGAAGAAGAGCUGCAUCGUGGAUGCCAAAGGGGUGGAAAGUGACUGCUCUUCUUUCUCUACCUUUAAAUCUGAGUGAAAGACUUUUUCACUUCAGAGCAUAUUUCUCUUCCUCCUUUCCUGCUCAUUCCUCCCUUUCUUUUAAACUCCCUCCCAUGUUUAACAUGCGACAGGAUUUCAGCGUGUGUUCGAGAGGCGAGAGGAACACACAUGGUUCCUUGGAUUUUUAUGGGUAUUCUGUGGUUCCUCAAUGUUUCUGGAGAAUUUAUCAACCCAGUAAUGAGAGGCAGAACCACAGAGUUACUGUAAGCACAGAGAACAAAACAAUAUAUAAAUAUAUAAAUGUGUAACUGUACUUGUAGUAUAUUCCUGUAUAUGGACACAAUAUUGGAAAGAAAAUAAAAGACUUGGCUUCAUUUGACAAACACAAGUUUAUGCAAACGACUUUUCCUUAUUCACCAGUUUUAUCUUCGCCGAAUCUGUCUGAUCAAAGUCACAUGAAAAGUUUGUGCAAAUUUAUUCAUAACAUUCUCACAACCUGACAAAAAGAUUUGUCAUGAUUUGUUCUCGUGUUUUAUUUCAUUAAAGGAAUUCUGCACUUGUUCUCGCCUCCACUCUGCACUCAUGACACAUUCUUAGAACAACAGUGUUCCUCC
Messenger RNA from Neoarius graeffei (lesser salmon catfish), 3447 nucleotides. RefSeq names its product proteinase-activated receptor 4-like. Gene Ontology annotation, biological process: blood coagulation; thrombin-activated receptor signaling pathway; positive regulation of Rho protein signal transduction. Gene Ontology annotation, molecular function: thrombin-activated receptor activity. Lineage: Eukaryota; Metazoa; Chordata; Actinopteri; Siluriformes; Ariidae. The record is from RefSeq and is a predicted model, not a curated record. Bases 942 to 2201 code for a protein of 419 amino acids. The transcript has 4 exons. Gene Ontology annotation, cellular component: membrane.